This is a messenger RNA of Pararge aegeria (speckled wood butterfly), 2195 nucleotides long. RefSeq names its product androgen-induced gene 1 protein-like. The record is from RefSeq and is a predicted model, not a curated record. NCBI's taxonomy places the organism in Eukaryota, Metazoa, Arthropoda, Insecta, Lepidoptera, Nymphalidae. Gene Ontology annotation, cellular component: membrane; endomembrane system. Bases 196 to 900 code for a protein of 234 amino acids. The transcript is spliced from 3 exons.
UUUACGUCAAUGUAAGUCUCCAAAACCACCACAAAAGUCAAAUCACUCAAAGGUGAAUAGUAAAAUUCACUAAAAAAGAAAGUGAAAGGCCUGGUAAAAUGAUAAUUAUCUGAAAUUUGCAGUGCAGAUAAGUGAAAAGAACUAGAAAUCCAGAUUGUUUAAAGAUAAAUUAAAAUAGAAAUUUAAAGUAUCACAAUGUUGAGGGUUUUGUUUCACUUGCUUGGAGCCAUACAAUUUUCCUAUGGUUGCUAUUACGACUAUACAUACGUGCAAAUUCCGAGUACGUCGACGACUGUAACUACAUUUGGUGGAAAGUUUAAAUACUUAACUUACUUGAACGCGAUGCUGCAAACUGUAUACUUCACAGUAGCUGUGAUCAAUGACCUGGCUGGUACAAAUGAAUCAUCACCAUCAAAUAAGCCACUUGUAAGAAGAACAAAAGAUGUGUUAUUCAGUGCCCUUGCAUUUCCCUUGGCUAUGUUUGUGGGUGUGACAUUCUGGGGCAUAUAUGCAGUUGAUAGAGAGCUCAUUUUGCCUAAGAUGAUGGAUGCAUACUUCCCUACAUGGUUGAAUCAUGUGAUGCAUUCUAAUAUUGUAGUUUUUACUAUAGUUGAACUCGCAACCUCAUUUAGAAUGUAUCCUAAAAGAAAAUUUGGUCUAUCAAUACUGACUACAUUCAUGUUAUUUUAUGUCAUAUGGAUUCAUUUUAUAUAUUUUAAAACAGGAAGUUGGGUAUACCCUAUUCUGUCUGUACUGAACUGGCCUUUAAGAAUAUUCUUUUACUUAUUUAGUCUUGGAUUUGUUUGUGGUUUAUAUACAUUGGGAGAGUCCCUGAAUCAGUCAAUAUGGGCUAAAGAGGUAGAAUAUACUGUUAAAUCAGAAAAGAAAAAAGCUAAGUAAAAGGUUGAUGAUUGGUUGAUUGCCUAUGAUUACUUUAAUGUUAUGUUUAUCAUAAUUUUUUUAUAAUUUUAUUUAUUUGGUGUGGAAGUUAUUUACUAAGGUGAUAGAAAAUUGGUGUAUGUGUGGUUGAUAAUUCAGAUUAAUAUGUGAGGCUUUAGAUAUUUAAUGAAAAUGUAAAGAUUAAGAAAAUUCCAAGUAAUAAAAGUUUUUAAAAUAGUAAAAGCUAGAUUAACUUGCUUUAAAUAUUUAUAAGUGAUUGACGUUCACAAAAUGCUGAAUCAAUUUAAAUUAAUUUAUCUCAAUCUAUUGUUUAUAAGGUUAUUCAAAUGGAAUAUUAUGUGGAUUAAAAUAAUAUAGAUAAGAUAAAUUAAUUGGGGCCUGAUAAGUUAUUGCUUAGCAUAAAAUAAUAUAAAAAAAAUUAUGCACAGAUAAGAUAGUUACAUCAAUUCAUAAAACUUUAAUUUUUUACUAGAAAUUGUUUAUCACAUGUUGAGUCUGGCCAUUUUAGUUUUGUAUCUGCGUAAAAUAAUAGCAACUUUUUAAAAUUCUACAAUAAUAUUGUGAUUUUUUUCUUUUAAUAAUAAUUUUACAACAGAUUUAUCUUUAUGAAAUGAUCCAUUUUUAUUGCAGAAUCAUGCUCAAGCUAAAUUGGAAAUGUCAUAUGUACUAAAUAUGUGAUAAUUAUCCCAGUGUUUUAAUAAUAAUAAUUAUAACAUUCUGAUAGUGCUACUUUAUUAUUAGGAUAAUAAUUAUUCUUUAUUAUCGCUUUUUGUUUGUGCACACCAAUUCUUGAUUAGAGAUGGGGGGGGAAUAUGGUUAUGCUAGGACAUUUAAAAAUCAUGUUGAAUGGGGUACAUAUGUAAAUAACAAUUCAUUCCUAAAUAAAAAGUUAUGUAGUUAAUGUUAUUUCUAUUUAACUGUUGUGAUAAUCCUUACUCACCUCUAUAAAAAAACAAUAUAAUUACUUGUCUUUAAUUUAAUUUUUAGUAAAUUUUGUGAUGCAUUUUUAUGUGUGUUAUAAUAAAGUCACAAUCACAAAUUAAAAACAUACAGAACUUUCAUUCAGUCAGUAUUGCAUGUAGUGAAUUGUGUCCAAAAACAGCGAACACGCCUCGAACCAGUCUCACUACAGACCUAGAAUGUUGCUAGCUCACAAACUUUUCCUAUUCUCCGCAUUUUAUGGUAAACCUUUAAAACUUUAGAGAUAAAAAAAUUACCGUCAACUCCUAAAUGGAAUGAACUGGCUAACCACCUGUUCGAGAAACAUUUCUAAAGUGCAGUGGUUGUUGAUGCUU